GUCACAUUAAAUCACUUAAAAAAAGACCGUUGCGGUACGCUGUUGUUUCAUUUGCACUUCAAGGCUAAUAGUUUAUAAUUAGCGUUUUAGUCGUUGCAUUUAUGUUAACAUAACUGAAUUAGCAGAGGUGUAUAAUGUUAACAGCCUCGUCAUUAAUGCAGGCUAGUAUUUGGCGGCGUGAUUCGUUUCAAAUAGCUUACCGACAACAAACCAGACACCUUGACAGAGCUGACGGUCAGCUGAGUAUGGCAGUUUAAAACAAUUGAAACACGAACUCCAGGCAUGUUAAAAGGCUAAACCCAGACAUAGUCGUGUGUUUAAUCCUGACAUAAACGCUCACAGACCUAACAGGAUGGUGGUUACUAUUGGAGACAGGAGACGCUUAACGAGAUUUAGCUAGUAAGCUAACUAGCUAUCCAUUCUCAGUCCUGGAUGCUACAGGGAAAUAUUUAACAUGGCAACAAAGCCAAGGGGCAAACCAUCCAAAAGUUUCUUUGGAGAUGAUAAGCUUGACAGCUUAUUCAAUGAUCAGAAACUUCCAAUUCAGAGGGGGGCAGCCCGCGGUGGACCGCUGGUUCGAUCUUCUGCUACUAAUAACAUCUUCAGUAUGCUGUCAGAAGAGGUGAAGAGGGACGUUGAGGAAUGUGAGGACUCUGACAUCUCAGCAGCAGAUCCAAAUGAUAUACUGAAGGAUAUGAAGGACAUGGAUGAUAUGGAUGCUGAGCUGUUUGGAUCCAAGAAGAAGCCAAGUUCAGCUCCUGCUAAAACAAUGAUGUACGAUAAUAAAGGGACAAAGAAAGACUCUUCUACCACUGAAACUUACACAAAACCAGUUGAAGAAGAUGAAGAUGAGCCCCUGGCUGAUCUAGAUGACCUACUUCCUGAUGAGACAAAGUCCAAAUCCAAGUCCAGCACACAGCAAUCCAAACCUGGAAAGCCUGCACCAUCUCCUACUGCAUCUCCCAUCCUAGAGACUGAAAAACCUAAGAUUGCGAGGAAGCCUGCCGAUCUUACAUUUGAUGACGACGAGGACGACUUCAUGAAUGCACUUGGACUGGACACAGAUAAAAACAUUUCUAAGAAAAAAGAUAGUGUGCUUUGGCCCAGCAAAGAAAGGGCUGAGCCAUCUCCCAGAGCUCAUACGAGACUUGGUGAGAUUCUGCAAAAUUUGAAUUCACCCCGUCUCCUUGAACGACCUCCGACCGGCGAGUUGAAGGACGAGGCACCGCCUCAAGAGGAGCAACAGCGGGAGAAGACUUCGGAUGGGAAAGAGCCAUUUUUAGACGAUGACCUCACGUUUGGUUCCUAUCAGCCCACCAUGGUGUCCACGCCUGAGGGCCGCCAGUCCCGCAGACAGUCUGUGAGAUUUUCCAUGGAGGAUGUCAGCUUGACUACCCCAGAGAAAAAAACAAAACCUACCACCACCUCCAGACAUCGUAACUCAGCGGACUGGCUAGGCCUUAAGAUGGAUGAUGACGAAACCUUUCUAGAAACGGAUACCAAAGACACCAAGACUACAGCCAAGUCCACAAAGGCCCCUUCUUCUCCUGUACUAGAGAUGAGACCCUCAAUGAGUGGAACUCCUGCUGUAUCUGCUACUAAAAAGGCUGAAGACCUCUCCAUCCCAGCUGAUGAUAUCAAAAAACAUACCAAGCCUGACCUUCCUAAAAGCCAGAAGAGUGGAGCAGAGGAAGAUGACUGGUUAGCAGGAGCGCUGAGCAGGAAGAAGGCCCUGUCAGGGCCUCACUCCGACGCUAAACUAUCCAAGCAGGAAGACUCUCUCGACCCAGAUCAGGAUCAGGAGCCAAUUUUAAGUGAACAAACCACUUCACAACCUCCAAGAGGCAGAGAGAACGCUUUUGCAUCUGUCAAAGAAACAAGCUCUGCUGCUCACUCUGCUCCUGUUGGAGAAAAGAAGACCAAGCAAGAUCCUCCACCUCAGGCUGCUAGUAGUGUUAGCCACUCUGAACCUCAGCCUCAGUCCCAGCACGUACCAUCUAAUGAGGGACUUGCUGUGCCACGAGGUCCCAGUCAGGCUGAAACCUCCCAACAGCUGCCAGUGCUACCACCCAUGUCUGCUAUACUUCCAGACAGUCUGCAGCUGCUUCUACAACAGCAGGUGAUGCAGUCUCAGCUUCUGGGUCUUGGAAGUGUUAUGGACACAGGUGACCUGCAGAGAAGCAACAAAAGAGAGAGGCAACAUGUUGAUUAUGAAGCUUUACAGUCUCGUAUCAUCCAGCUGGAGGGACAGGUGAAGACGCUGCAGUUGGAGCGCGACCAGAGCAAAUCGUUGCUGGAGCUUAUGGACAAUACACACAAAGCUCAUGUGAAGCGGCUUGAGGAAAUGGCAGUCCAGAGGGAGGUACAAGCACGACAGGAGUGUGAAGACCUGAUGGAUCGUCUGGCUUCUGUUACACGGUCGGGAGAGCAAGAACGAUCAGAGCUGCAGGCUCAGCACCAGCGCAGAAUAACUCAGAUCCAGCAGGAGCGGGACCACGAGGUGGAGAGACUCAAAGAUCUCCAGAGAAAAUCAAUCUUAGAGAUGAAGAAAGACCACGAGGACCAGGUCAGGAGACUUAAAAAAUUAAAGGAUGACGAGAUUGAUGCAGUGACGAGUGCAACGUCCCAGACCAGGUCUCUGACGGUGGUCAUCGAGCAGAUGGAGCAGUUUUCCUCUCGGCUUGGAGAUCUUUCGUCUCGGGUGGAGAGCACUCAUGAACACACGACUCAGUGCCUGGAGCAGGGGGCACGGCACAGAGACGAGCAGCUCCGAAUGACGCAGGACCGCCUGGCUCAGAAGCAGAAAGCAAUGGACGAGGAGAGAACAUACCUCAAAGAAAUCAUUUCCAGGAUGGACACUCAGCUCAGUGAGCAGCAGAGACAGCUAGAGAAGGAGCGCUGGAAGAUGACAGCAGAGCAGGCCAAAGCAGAGUCGACCCAGAGGGGUUUGGAAGAAGAGCGGCGUGCUCUCAGCAUGCAGAUCAACAUGGAGAGAGAGGAGCUGGAAAGAGCAAAGAGUGCCCUACUGGAGGAGCAGAAGUCAGUGAUGCAGCACUGUGCUGAUGAGAGGAGGAAGCUGGCAGCAGAGUGGGCUCACUUCCACACGCUGGAGAAGCAGAGACACGAGAGGGCUGAGCGGGACGCCAGCAGCCUGCUAGAGAAGAGAGAGGGCUCCAUCAUCAGUCUGGCACAGGAACAAGCUGACCUGAAGCUUCAAACAGUAGAGCUGAAACAAAAAGAGAUGGCUAUGGCACAAGAAAAGGAGACUCUAGAGAGGCUGAGAGAAGAACUGGAGAGAGAGAAGGAGAGAAUAAGCAGCACAGCUUUGAGACUUAAGACACGAGCCCAGGAGGUGGAGGCCUUUAGUAAGUUGGCAGCAGACAAGCACGACGAAGGAGAACGAGCACUGCAGGAGGCAAAACGCAUCGAGGCUGAGCAUGAGGCAAGGCUGAGAAAUAUCCACAUGCAGACAGAGCGGCUGAGGCAGCAAGAACAACGAAUGCUUCAGGAGAGAAUGAGGUUAAAUCAUCUGCAGAAGGAUUUUGAGACCCCCACUACACAUUUACCACAAAUGAUUUCACCAGUUUUACCAGCUGCAGGUUCAUUCGUGCCAAACCCAGAGCUGACAUCAACCAUAAAUUUUCCUCCUCCUACUUCACUGGCUGAUACUCAGGCCAUGGCUCUUCAGGCCAGUCUGGCUCUGUGGAGGUACACUGCGGAAAAGGACCGUGAAUUCCUUGCGGAGGAGCAGAUCUUCUUGGACAGUUUGAAGAAGAAAUCUUAAAAGGUCAUAUUUCAACACAGGCUGACAAGCACAUUCUGUUGGAUUUACAUGUAUACUUGAAUUUUAUACAGCAUCUUUUCACUUUAUUAAACAUGUUUUAGAGCAAA
Molecule: messenger RNA, 3891 nt
Organism: Cheilinus undulatus (humphead wrasse)
Lineage: Eukaryota; Metazoa; Chordata; Actinopteri; Labriformes; Labridae
Product: fas-binding factor 1 homolog
Exons: 28
Coding region: 455-3784 (1109 amino acids)
Biological process (GO): cilium assembly; establishment of epithelial cell polarity
Cellular component (GO): centriole; ciliary transition fiber; ciliary basal body
Source: RefSeq, a predicted model, not a curated record